AUGUUGUUCAACCUCCCUUUAUUGCUGCUGAGCCACUGCUUAGGUGCAGUGCUUGCUCGCCCAUCUGAAGCUCCAAAGAGUUUGCCUCGACGACAAGAUGCGGCUGACACGUCUGUUCCGCCGCAAUCGAUUUGUGGCGACAUCAUCGACGGUGUGAAUGAAGGAUAUCGAAUUUUCUGGGCCUCAGACGUAUACGAAUGCUUGACCAGCGUUCCUUUCAACGACGCCGUGGCACUCCGCUUCAUCGAGUACUACAACGAGACUAUGCAGUUUCAAAGCACACUGGCAUAUCUCAAGAAUCCUCCUGAAGGCUAUCAACAACCUGCGUGUGACCUCAACCAAGGCUUGGAGCUUUUGAAGGCGAACGUAACUUCAGGUGCCUACAAGAACCAAUACGAAUUUGAAGCCGAUCUGCAGCUUCUGGUCUAUUCAGUCCAUGACGCUCACGUUGAUCUUGCUGCGGGAAUUCUUUCAGCCUUCUCAUUUUCGAGCCCUUGGUCCCUCGUUACUGCAUCAAUCGACGGCAAGGAGACCCCCAAAAUAUACUUCGAAUCUCAUGUUCGCGAUUACCGGGACAAUGGAACAAAGAUCUCCGCCAUUUCUCACAUUAAUGACGAACCGAUUGUCGAUUUCUUAACCCGCUAUGCUGCGCUGAACUCAGUUGGCAUGCUCGAACCCCAUGCCGACUGGAAUCAGAUCAUGGGCAACCCCGUACAGGAUAUAAUGGGAGCGCUGAACAUCUUCGCCGGCAGCGGUACCUUCUACCCUGGAGACGGGCUUAACUUCACCUACGAAGAUCCCAGCCUGACCGUAAACGCCGUCGAAGAGACCUACUGGGUAGCAAUUUACAACAACCCCGAUUUCACCGGUCCCCUGAAGACCGGCGGCGACUUCUACAACUACUUCGUCCUCGGACUGCUGCCAGCAUCCUAUGGUGAAGUUCCGCUGCCGCCGGCGUUUGGAGGUGGCGACCAGUCAGGCGUCAUCAUUGACAUAGAGCCGCAGCAACAACGCCGGAGCUUCUACAAUGAGAGUCUGAAAGCAUUCCCGGCCAACCCGGACGUUGUACAGAAUAACCUGGACGCGACUGGAAACGGUGGUGUCGUGACAGGGUACUUCUACGACGACAUCUCCACCGGCGUGCUCAGCAUUCCACACUUUGACCAGUACGGAUGGGACAUCGGCAACUUCAGCUUGGCCAUCGAUACAUUUCUUGAAGGGGCUCAGAACCGGAGCCUUUCUAAGCUCGUAAUCGAUCUCACAAACAACUAUGGUGGGACAACAGGCCUUGCACUUCUCUUGCUGCGGGACCUGUUCCCCGGCAUCGAUCCCUUCGCCGGAAGCCGCAGACGUAGCUUUGACAUGGCAAAUGUUCUGGGUUCUGCUACGACAAACUACUGGGAGGGGCUUCCGACCAGUAACUCGACAGAAUUUGAAGCGAAAGUCGAAUUGGUGGCAAAUGAAUGGGUUAUUACAUCUCGGUUGAAUGCUGAGACGAACGAGAACUUUACCUCAUGGGAGGAGUAUCAGGGUCCGCGAAAAUACAAUGACGACGACUUCAGCUUAGUGGAACGCUAUGACCUAUCCAACCCGUAUUUUCACCAGGCCGCUUUUGAUGGUUGGCUGAUGAACCGCUACAUCGACAACGAAGACGUUGGCAAGUCUCCACCGUUCAAGCCGGAAAACAUCGUCAUUCUCACCGAUGGUGCCUGCUCAUCCGCUUGUGCUCUCUUCCUCGAGCUGGCCACCACCCAAGGCAAAGCCCGCACCAUCGUCGUAGGCGGUUCCCCCAAGCCCGGCCCAAUGCAAGCGGCGGGCGGUACUCGCGGAGCCCGCAUCUACUCUGGCAACUUCCUUGACAACGACUUCGCCCUUGCCCGGGACAAGAGCGAGACUGCCGCAGCCAGGCUACCCGACGUCCGUGAGUCAGGCAUGUACGUCAGCUACGCGGCUUUCAAUCUCCGGGACCAGCUCCGCGCGGACGACGUCUCCACCCCGCUCCAGUUCCGCUACUCUGCGGCCGACUGCCGCUUGUACUACACCCUCGACAACGUGAAUAACAUGACUGUUCUAUGGCGAGACGUUGCCCGCGCUGCCUUUGAAGAUGACAGCAUGUGCGUGGAGGGCUCGACGGGGUACACCGCCCGCAACGGCGCGGUACCGAAAGCGCCGCCAAAGGCCACUCCAGUUCCGCUGUCCACACUCAAGACGGCGAUUGAGUACACAGUCGACUACGAUCCGGAGACUGCCAACGGACUCCCGGCAGCGCAGGGCUUUUCAACGAAAAUGGUAACGUUUCAGCUGUGCGACACCAGUCCGCAAGCGAUUUCGAAAUGUCCCAAUGGCGGGACACCGAUGUUUAACAUCCCGGUCUCCUGUGGAAAUAACUCGCAAGGAAGUAUCGCGUGCGGUUGUGUCCCAUCGUGCCAGCUUGGGGAGAAUAAAUGCAGCGAUCUCAACUUGAAGUGCGCCGAGGCCAAGUCGAACGUUCAGGCGACGAAUAAGGCGACCUUUGGACCCUCGAAAAAGAAUGCUGCAAGCACAUUCACGGGUGGGACGGUGACUCCGGGUUACUGCGUACCCAAAGUUGGAGGUCCAUUGCUGGGCUGCCCGCGUUAA
Molecule: messenger RNA, 2619 nt
Organism: Colletotrichum godetiae
Lineage: Eukaryota; Fungi; Ascomycota; Sordariomycetes; Glomerellales; Glomerellaceae
Product: peptidase S41 family protein
Exons: 5
Coding region: 1-2619 (872 amino acids)
Source: RefSeq, a predicted model, not a curated record